AUGCUGACUUCUUCACUCCUUGGCGGUCUCCGAGCGGCACGCUCCUCUGUCGUGAUCACUAGAAACCUCGCAGCGGCACAGAAGGCCACAGACCCCAUCCAACAGUUGUUCUUGGACAAAAUCAGAGAGUACAAACAGAAGAGUGUUGGCGGCAAGCUCGUCGAGCCCAGCCCUGCUAUUGAAAAGGAACUGAAAACUGAACUCGAAAAACUGGAACGUCAAUAUGGAGGUGGUUCCGGUGUGGACAUGACAGCCUUCCCCAGCUUCAAGUUCGAUGAACCCAAGCUAGACCCUAUCGAUGAAGUUGCCGCCCAACAAAAGAAGUGA
Molecule: messenger RNA, 327 nt
Organism: Danaus chrysippus (African queen)
Lineage: Eukaryota; Metazoa; Arthropoda; Insecta; Lepidoptera; Nymphalidae
Source: the annotation of a GenBank genome assembly